UCUUUCUAGUCUAGAUCUAAUGAUAUUUUAUUAUAGAGAAUCUAGGUAGUAGCCUAAAUUAGUAGCCAAACUGGCAAAAUGUUGCAUGGGUUUUAGAAGAUUUCAAACUAUGGCUAAGCGGAGCCUCCUUAAGCUUGUGACCCUAGAUGUGACAAACACCCUGAUUAAGGUCCGUGGAUCACCUGGUAGACAGUAUGCUUUGAUAGGACACAAACAUGGAGUCAUGGCAGAUAUGAAUUUGUUGAAUGAACUAUUCUAUAAAUACUACAAAGAUCACAGUAAAAGAUUUCCUAAUUUUGGAGCUCAGAAUAUGAUGCCCGCUUAUAUUUGGUGGUCACUGCUAGUUAAGGACUGCUUCCGAAGUGCUGAUCCAACUAUAGGAGAGGAGACAUUAAGCAAAAUAGCAAAUGACUUAUACUUUCACUAUACUACACCUAAUGCUUGGGAAAUUUUACCUGGAGCUGUCAGUGCUAUUCAAGACUUGCGUCAAUAUCCAGUAAGGAUUGGUGUUGUUUCAAACUGGGACCAUCGCUUGUACAAAGUUUUGCUUACUAUGAAGCUGCGAUCUUACUUUGAUUUUGUUUUACCUUCUUACAUAAUUGGAGCUGAAAAACCAGACAGUGCUAUAUUCCAGCAAGCUUUAAAAGAUGCUAACUGCCUGCCUGAGGAAGCAAUACAUUUUGGUGAUAGUAUUGAGAAAGAUUUUCUUGGUGCCAGAAGAGUUGGAAUGGGAGCUUAUCUACUUGCCCACACAAAUAUUUUUGAGGAGUUUAUAGACAAAAAGUUUGUAGUGAAAUCUGUGCCUGAAUUUGUAGAAGCCAUUCGCCCUAGACUAGAGGAAGCCAACAUUCACAAUAGAGCGAGCAGUGUUAAACAUCUUUGAUGAUAGCUGAAUUUUAGUUCUGUUUGUAUUUUGUUUGUAUAAUAUAUAUACACAUAUAUAUAAAUGUUGAAAUUGUGUUCAUUUAUAUUUAAUUCUUGCAAUAAUUGAUGGUCCAUUGAAUUUUGCAUCUUAUUUUACAUUAUGUGGAUGCUAUACAGUAUUAUGAUAAAUUCUUAUUGUCCCUGCGAUGGCAAGAAUGUAGACCCACUUGUGUAGUCUUGGUAGUAAAGAACUUUUUAGUUAGUAUUUAGCCUCACAUGUGUAGCUCUGGUGGUGCUGAACUUUUUGUUAAGUUCUAGUCCCCCUCUUGUGUUGCUUUAGCCUUGCAGAGCAUUUUUCGUCCCAUUUUUUUUUCUUAGCUCAUUAUACUAAUUUUAUUUAACAUAUUAUAAUGUGAUGCUCUUAAAAACUCUAAUAUGUAAGCCUUACAUAUUGUUGAAAAUGUGAUAUCUGAGGAUUUAACUUUAAAAAACAAAAAGUUUAAAUCUUGUACAAUUCUUAUUCUCAAGGUACAUAUUUUUGUUCAGUACUUUCUUGGCAUUAGCUGAUGUUUGUCUAGUUAUUUUUUAAGGAUACAUUACUUGGUAUACAUUGGUAAUUUCUUUUAAUGCUAUGGUCAUCAUUACAUUGGAUAUACAUAGAGUAUUUGAAGAUAGCAAUAGUUAUAUACAUUUUUCGUGAUAUCUAAUAAAUUUAUGACCUGCUGUAAAUGUUGACAUUGACACUAAUUCAGGGAUUUAUUUAAUGAUUCAGGCAAACAUUUUUUUAUUAUUUUUUUUUUUACAUUUAUUUUUGGUCAUUAUUGACAUAUGGAAAAUGUUGUAUUACCUAUCAGUUUUCAUACUAACAUUUUUUUUUUUUUUUUUAUUAUUUAUUUUAUUUUAUUUUGAACUGAAGUAUCUUAGUAUUAUUUUAUAUUAAAAAAAAUUAGACUUCAGCUCUAAAUGUGUAUUAAACAUAAUUGAAAGAAGUACAUGUUUAAAAUUUAACUUUGAGACUUUGAUUUUUAGAGACAUGAAAACCAAAUGUGUCUGGUUUGCCAAGCACUUAACCACUUUAAAAAACAAAAAACUUGCAUGAAACAUUUUUCCUUUUUUACCCUACCUGUAAAUGUAAUUCCAUUUGUAAAAGUAGUUUUAUUGCUUUACUGUCUCCCUCUUGAGCUUUUGGUGCUUUUUUUUUUCAUAGCCACUUUUAUAGAAUAAUUGUAAUGAUGGCCUACAGAAACAUAAUAACAGAAGUAUGUAUUUUUAGCUUUUUGAUUAAAUAUAAACUUAAUAUGCAUUUGAAGAUGAUAAUAAUUAAUAUAUACAUCAAUACAUAUUUACAGUGCUUUUUUUUGUAUAAACCAAAAAAGGUAACAGUACCUAGUGAUGGAUUGCCAAAUAAACUACUAAUAAAUAAUAAAUUAAUAAUAAACGUUAAAAUUCAAGAAAAGUAAUAAUUCUUUUCCCCACAUUGAAAAAGGUGCUGGUACGCACCGUACCAUCACAAAAAAAGCACUGCAUAUUUAUCAUCAUUUAUAUUUAAUAGGAAAAUUUGAAACAAAUUUUUUUUUCUCUUGUUUUCUUGAACUCAUUCAGCAACCUUAACAAAGUGCAUACAUUUACAUAAUUAAUAACUAUAGAAUACAAGAUAAUUGCAAACAUUUUAGUCAAAUUCAUAUAAUUUAUUCCUCACGAAUCCUUUUGAAGGCCAUCAUUCAUAUGCUAGAUCUUUAAUGAAAAAUCUUUUUUUUAAGGGUAGUAAAGUGAUACUAUAUGUUGACAUUCCUUAUUACUUAUAUUAUAAUUAUAUUACUUAGCUACUUGCUUGUAGAAAUAACUUGAAAAGAAGAUCUCAAUACAUUUACUUUUACAGAUUCUAUAAUCCAAUGAUUCUUUUUACUUUAAACUUAUAAAACUAAAUAACCGUGCUGCCAUGUAUUAUGUUAUGGAACUAGUUUUACAUAAAUAAUGCUACUAUGUCAAAAAAAAGAAAGUGUCAGCAAUAAAGAACAUAAAAUAA
Molecule: messenger RNA, 2890 nt
Organism: Biomphalaria glabrata
Lineage: Eukaryota; Metazoa; Mollusca; Gastropoda; Planorbidae
Product: haloacid dehalogenase-like hydrolase domain-containing protein 3
Exons: 5
Coding region: 86-883 (265 amino acids)
Source: RefSeq, a predicted model, not a curated record